Cryptomeria japonica (Japanese cedar) is the source of this 1317-nucleotide messenger RNA. RefSeq names its product dihydroflavonol 4-reductase-like. The record is from RefSeq and is a predicted model, not a curated record. Gene Ontology annotation, biological process: steroid biosynthetic process. Bases 8 to 490 code for a protein of 160 amino acids. Lineage: Eukaryota; Viridiplantae; Streptophyta; Pinopsida; Cupressales; Cupressaceae. The transcript has 5 exons. Gene Ontology annotation, molecular function: 3-beta-hydroxy-Delta5-steroid dehydrogenase (NAD+) activity.
GAAUUUAAUGGCGGACAAAGUAAACAAGUCUGUAAAACGAGUGUGUGUGACUGGAGCAGCGGGAUACAUCGGAUCAUGGUUGGUCAAAAAUCUUCUGGAAAGGGGCUACACUGUCAACGCCACCCUUAGAGACCCAGGGGACGAGAAGAAAUCUAGGCCUUUGAUGGAGUUGCUGGGGGCAGAGGAAAGGCUUAAACUUUUUAAAUCUGAUUUAUGUUUAGAGGGCAGCUUCGAUUCUGCAGUGGAGGGUUGUCAUGGAGUUUUUCACGUGGCAAGUCCCAUGGAUUUUACCAAAGCUAAUCCAGAUGAUUUUAUUGCACCUGCUGUAAAUGGGAUGCUCAAUGUUAUGAAAGCCUGCGUAGGAGCUAAAUCUGUUAGACGUAUAAUUUUCACUUCAUCACUUACAGCGGCUUCUCCAAUGAAUGACAAUGGGGAAUUCGUCCAAACAUGCCUUGAUGAAAGAAGUUGGAGCCCCCUAAAUCUCCUUUAAGUCUCAGACAACUAAUUCAGCUUGGUAUAUGAUAGCUAAGACAUUAGCAGAACAAGAGGCCCUUAAAUAUGGUCUUAAUAAUGGCAUUGAAGUGGUGAGCAUCCUACCAGGUUUGGUGAUUGGACCUUGGCUUACAACUACGAGUGUUAUAACGUCUGCUCAAACAAUAUUAGCUCUCAUUGGAGGAAAUGAUAAAUUUUAUGAGGUGAUCAAGUUUCUCGAUUUCAUGUUGGGAUCUAUACCAAUUGUUCAUAUUGAUGAUAUAUGCAAUGCCCACAUAUUUCUGAUGGAACAUACCAAUGCUCAAAAUCGCUAUAUUUGUGCAUCUGAUUCUUUGAGUCUCAAAUCUCUCAAAGAUUUCCUUGCUAAACAUUAUGUACAACUCAAGAAUUCUCUCAUGUUGGAUGAUGAUGAGCAAAUUGAGAGGUACCUGCCUGUUUCUUCAAAGAAACUGUUGGACAUGGGUUUCUCUUACAAGUAUGGUUUACCAGAAGCUUUUAAGGAAGCCAUGGAAUAUGUCAUAAAGAAUGAACUAUUGAAGUUGUAAUCAGUAACCUAUAAUUUGUAAUAGUUGAUUUAUGAAAUGUUGCUUUCAGAUGUAGUCCUAUUUUCCUUAUAGCACAAUGUUCUAUUGGUUGCAAUCAUUUCAUGUAUUUCACUUCUUUCCAGGUCACAAUUCUUAUUUUCUUCAAUCAAGAAGAAAAUAUUUUAAUUUAGAUUAUGAAGAGUUCUAUAAAAGAUGUAAUAUGAUUAGUUCGUGUGGGCAGGUAGAAUAUUAAUGUAUUUAUCCAAAAAAAAUUUCUAAAGUUUUUACUCUUUUUUAUUUA